Molecule: messenger RNA, 2272 nt
Organism: Lineus longissimus
Lineage: Eukaryota; Metazoa; Nemertea; Pilidiophora; Heteronemertea; Lineidae
Product: solute carrier family 15 member 4-like
Exons: 7
Coding region: 94-2064 (656 amino acids)
Biological process (GO): transmembrane transport
Cellular component (GO): membrane
Molecular function (GO): transmembrane transporter activity
Source: RefSeq, a predicted model, not a curated record
AUGAUGAUCUUACACAAAGUGACAUGAACGAACGACAAUUCUGUUGAUCACGGGUUAUUAGAUUCAAUUUGACAGCACAGAGAUACCAUCACCAUGAACCGGGUGACUUACGGCUCAGUUCCUUUCAUCUCCCGGAGGCUGCAGUCCUUCAUAAUCGGAUUCUGGUGUAUCUUAGCCUCUGACAUCCUGGAACACGUUGCCUUCUACACCUUGCUUGGCGGGAUCGUGGUCUUCCUGAACGGACAGCCCCUUCAGUGGACGGAAAUAAACGCGCUAUACAUCGCCUUCAUUUUCAUCGGGAUAACGUAUUCUUCCGCCUUUUUCGGCAGCCUGAUAGCAGACCUUUUCCUGGGAAACUUCAAGACAAUAUGCCUUGGUUAUGUAAUCUAUAUUGCCGGAUACGGUUCUUGGCUGUAUUUGGUGACAAAUUUGACGCAGCUAAGAGUUGUUGCUCUCCCCGAUAUGUGUUCGCGAUAUGAAACUCCUAACAAUUCUACAGGAGAACUGAGUGUGAUGGAGAACCGGCACUCACAAAUAUACAUCAACAAUGCGAUUACACCGGAAAACCACCUUGUUGGCAUCAUUGGUAACAUAAGCUCUGUAAAUCAGACAGCAAUGACUCUUGCGACGACGCAUCGCCAAUGGAUGCAUUCGCAAAACUGCAGCUGGCCUAUUAUAUUCAUCAUGUGUGUUAUAGCACUUGGGUGUGGCUUGGUCCGCGCCAACACUGCCAGAUUCGGAGCCGAGCAUCAGAUGGAGUUCCAUGCGAUCAAGAAGCUCGCUUUAACAGGAAAGAACGAGUCUGUUGCCAACAGGGAUAGAAAAUAUUUGAAACAGGAGUCCACUAACGUCCGCGAUUUCUUCAGCCUGUUGUCCUGGCUCUCUAACAGCGGCAGCCUGUUGGCCAUCGGGGGUCUGACCUUCAUCCAAUUCCAUGUGGACUACAUGCAUCUCAGCUUCGUCAUUGCUACGUCCUGUCUUGUUGGCGCUUUUGUCAUUUUUGUUUGUGGUCGUCUGUGGUACCUGCCGUCCAAAACUAUUCCAAAAGAAGCAAUUCUCUCCGCCUUGAAAGCUACCUGUUGCAGGACAAAACAGGGAUAUGAAGUAAUUGAAACAAGCGCAAGCACAGACGGCGCGGAUCACCAGUACAACGAAGAAGAUGGUAAAAGAUUCUGGUUCCUGGCCAUCAUCUGUCUCAUCCUCGUUCCCUACUGGCUUAUUUAUCACCAGAUGCUUACGACAUACUUCUUCCAAGGUGUCCACAUGGAUCUCGUUGUCAACGGUUUCCAGCUUCCUGUCACCUGGAUGUACCUCAUUCAGGCGGGCGUGGUCGCCAUCUUGAUUCCUGUCAUCCAAAUCUCCAUCCUGCCCCACCUGGAAUCAAUCGGACGGCCCCUGAGUAUGCGAGCCAGGAUGAUCAUAGGGAUAGUGUUUGCUAUAGCUAGUGUUGCGCUGGCCGGAGGGUUGGAGCACGUGCGGUUGAAUACCUACUGGGAGGGGAAUAGUACUCGAAUGAAAACACAGACGAUAAAUAACGAUACUUUCGAUGCAACAGAGAUGUCUGUUCUUUGGCAAUUUCCACAGUAUUUUCUUAUGGGUAUCAGCGACUCAUUCGCAAGCGUAGCAGGGAUAGAACUGGUAUAUUCGCAGAUCCCCAACGGCAUGCGUGGACUAGGGCUGGGUAUAUUCUGGCUGUUCUCGGGGCUGGCUAGCUUUCUUUCCUGCAUCAUUAGUCGGAUCGGAUACAAUCAUUGGUUAUUUGACUGGGAUGUCGGCAACCCCAAUUGCCGCCUGGUAUGCGAAGAUGACAUCACAAAGAUUUGCUACGAGUGCAAAAUGGAAAAUUUUUUCUUCAUUUUUGCCGGACUUGCAUGCCUCUGCCUGAUUUUAUUCGUUUUUGUAACAUACAGAUGGAAUGUAGGGUUAGAGUACAAAUAUGAUCAGAAGGAGUGUAGUACCAACAGCGUAACAAGGGACCAAGGGUUCGUAGCAGAGAGCCUGCUGGGUUCUGUUAUAACGAGCACUGGAGAAUCGGCACCUGACUCCUCGAGCGUUGGCCUAUAAUACCCUCAGUUCGAGAUAAGAUCGCCAGGAAAAAACCCAAUGUGCUGAUUCUCUGGGGCAAUGAUCUCGCGCAUGACACACGCACUAAUCCAAAAAACAACUAACUCCUCCGCUUUUCUUCCAAGAUGGCCGUCUCACCAGUUCCAAAGAACGACAUUUCGUCCGAAUUCAAAUGCAAUGAUUGUAAGUCUCUUCAAAUUAAACUAAA